AUGGUUAACAGAGAAGAAGAGGAAGCCACCAAAUCGGAUGAAGAGAACACCAACCCCGAUGAGGAAAACGGGAAAAUUACAUGUACGGAAAGAAAAGGGAAUUGCACUGAGGAAUUUUUAGCCCAACCGAAUGGAAAACAAGAAAAAGAUUGUUACGUAGAGAAGGGCACUCACCCAAAUUAUAGCAAUCGAAGUGAAAACAGUGACAUGGCAGCGGAUCGACGCUUCGAUGCGUCCGUUGUCGAACAUUGGGGUGGAAAAAAAGGAAGCACUAUUCAUGAAAAGGAGGAUAAGGAGGAGCUGAACAGUGCAGACAGAAAGGGAAAUCGCAAAGCGAACAGUCAAGUCCUCUGCGUGGAAAUUAAAUCCCACCCUAAAGAUGAAAAUGCGUCUUCACCCCUGAGGGGCAGAACCAAGUUGGAGCCUCCGUAUCCUGGGGAAAGUUUUGCAAAGGAAGAAGCAAGUGUGGCAGGCGGAACGGGCCAAAUGGGUCACACAUGUCAACCAAUCCAAGCUACCCAAGCAGCCCCAAAUCGGAGCAACAGCCAAGCCGGUCCAUGGGACGAAAAAUCGAGCGGAAAUUUCACGUGCACGAGGGAGCACCUGGACCUGGGGAACAACCAGCAAAGUAGAAAAAGUGGUCACAUGCAUAACCGAGCUGAAGUGCAGGAGGACGAGUAUUCCAAAAUUGGUACCGAUCCAACAGUCAGCACUAUCGGAGAGGAGACCAUAUGCGGGAACGACUCAAAUAAGGUUUCUGUUAAGUUUGUCAGUGACUUUCACGCAUGCAAUAAUAGAACUGAAAAGAUGAAAGAGGAAAUAUUCGGUGCAGAAGAUGAGGAAGAUGAAAUUAUGCGCGAAGGGAAAAACGAUAGGGAAGGUGCUGGGGAAAAUGAGAAGAAAGGCGAGUUAACAAUAGAGCCCAAAAUAGGGGUUAAAAUGGAAGCCAAAAUAGAGGCCAGGAUGGAUGCCAAAAUAUAUGCCAAAAUAGAUGCCAGAAUAGAUGCUAAAAUAGAUGCUAAAAGCGAGCCCGGAAGCGAGAUUAUAAGCAGGGCAAGGAACGGAACCCCGGGGGAAUCCCCAAGCACUGACCAAAGCGUUAGUCAAAUGAGCCAUUUGGGCCACACGAGCAGCAAGUAUACACAAAGUGCAUUCAGUAAUAAUACUAACGGAUUAAAUGACCCUUAUGACUUACCUACCGAGGAAAUAAGUCAGAAGGAUGUAAUUAUAAAAAAAAAAAAUUUUGCCCAAGAAGGUACACUGGAAAGUACAUGGUCAAGUGGUCAGGAUAAUUCCGAUGAUCAUUCCGAUUUUAACAGAACGGUAAAUUACAAAAUUGGCCAAAAGGUUUUGCUAAAAGGUACAGGUACUUCCGAAGUGGUAAGUGAUGACAGUAGAGGUAGUAGUGAAGAGGGUGCAAAUGGUGAAAAGGGGAACAGUACUUACCUCCCUAAUGAAUUAGAAGAACACGCCUCUAUUUUUGACGAGAAGAGUAGCGAAAACAGCUCCCUGAUGGGUACCGAAAAAGAGUGUAUAAGAACUCGGGUCAGUGGAAAGUCGGGUAUAAGGGCGCAUGCAAAGGCUCAUGCAAAGCUACAUACAAAGGUGCGUGCAAAAUUGCAUACACAAUCGGAUGAGGCAUCGAUUACACUUCUCGAUGCACACCUUGAGGAGCAGUCGAAUUUUCAGUCGGAGCAAAAUCGAAGGGAAAGGAAAGGAACAAAUUUCAGCGAAAAAGUAAAAAAAAAUAAAAAAGGGGGUCAUUUUUUAAACAUCAGCAGGAGGGGGAGUAACACAAUAAGAAGAACAACAAACUUAUCCGUUGAACAUCACCAUUACGGAUCUUUUUUUCACCCCAAGGGAAAAUGUGCAACUCCAGGUAUAGUCAAAUAUGAGGGACUUCGAGGUGAGAACCUUAGUCCUAACUUUAGUGGUCUUACACAGAAGAAGGAUAGUGUGAAUGAGAAUGGCCAUGAUGAAUCGGAGGAAGAAAAACUGCUUAUUCAACAUUCUGAUAAAGGAAAAAUAAUAAAAGAGAAUUGCAAAAUGGACAAUAGUGACAUGAUUGAGUUUAUUGUAACAUCGCAUGGUCGAACAUCGCAAAAAGGGGAAAAUGGGAAAGAAGCCAAAGUUAAUGCGGAUGUGUGUGCUGAUGAAAAUAAUAUCAGAAGCAGGGACUGUUACGUUCCUAAACAAGAACGGAAGUUUGCACACUCUGCGGGGCAAAGUGACGCAGAAAAGGAACCCCCAAGUGGGAGGUUAUUACCCGAAGGGGUUUUCCCCUAUGAAGAUAUAAACCAUGGAAUGGAAAUUUUUGUGAAUAGCAAGUCGAAUGAGCUAUCAAAUGGUAAGGACAAAAUAAAGCAAGGUGAUGAUAAUGUUGAAAAGGGCCCUUUCCAGAUGUCCCAUUUGAGCACCACCCCGGAGGUGAGUCGAAUGACGAGAAUGAGCAGUUUAAAGAAGGCGCAAGAAAACAAAGGGGAAAACUUAACUAAAAGUAAUUAUGAAAAUUUAGUAGUAGGAAGAAUUACAAAGAAGAGUGGUAGCCCAAAGGGAAGGCACCAUCAGAAGGAGAUAUUUUCGAGUGAGGCAAGUUUGUCAUCAGAAGGUGGUGAUGAGGGUAGCGAUGGAAGUAUCGAUUCGGAUGAUCAUUAUGAUGAACAUGACGAUGGAAUGCUGGAUGAGACCGCUUUGAGGAAGGACUACCCGUCGUCCUGCAUCCGAAGGAGCGGGUCAGAAUGGAAAAAUGGAUCCCCAAUUGAUAACCACCAAUGGGAUGGGAACAUUAAGAGUGAAAAAAGCGACGUCGAUGAGUACAACAGGGUCGGAAGAUUCCAUGUCGAAGGAAGAAAAGAACACCCCAAUUUUUAUGAAGAGACAUGUGAAGAUUCGAGCGAAAGUGACAUAAUAAAUAACAACUGCCGUGACAAGGUAGCUAGCAGAGGGGAAGACUAUUACAGCCAGGGUGUGCAGACCCAGCACAGACUUAGGGAGAAUAGGCAGAACAGGCAGGGAAAACACAGCAGUAUGAGCCAGCUAAAUCGGCUAGAUCAGCCAGAUCAGCCAGAUGGACGAAGUGAUGCCCCUCCUGUGGAUCUGAAGAGCAACUACGACAGGGGACAGGGAGAAGCCAGAGCGGCAAUAAAUGGAAGAAACUACCUCAACAAGGCAGAAGUGAAAAUGGAAAAUUUAAAACUUCACAAUGGCAUGCAAAGGAGUAACAAUGGGGAUAAUAGCACCCUCGAUGAUGAAUUUGACCAAUGGAAAAUGGAAGGAGGUGAUGGUCAUGCGGAUGAUAAGAAGAGAAAAAAUAUGUUCCAAUCGAACGGGGGGCACAGAAUUAUUAAGGAGGUGGACGGGACAUGGAAAAAUGAUAAUUGGGUGGACGCAACGGGGGUGAUGAAAUUGGGGGAAACGCAGAGAUGGGAAAGAGAUGAAAGAAUCCAUCGGGGUGAAAGAAAUAAGAGGAGGGUGGAGGAGGACAAAGGCAGUCGUAACGACGAUGAGGAUGACAAUAAUGGUGAUCAUGGCAAUGACGCUGAUAGGGACAGUGUGGAAUCAUUUGGCAGACGAACCGAUCGAGCCGUGCCUGGAGAGGAUCUCCCGGAUAGAGGUGGUUAUAACGACGUGGGAGACGAAGCAGAUGCGGAAGCUAAUGGAGAGGUGACGGACGGGGAGGAUGCAAGUCAUUUGUGCGAAAUCCAGAGACACAUCGACUACAUCAUGCAGAACGACGAAAUCGACUUCUCCCGGAUUAAUGUGAAGCCCAGCAAGAAUUACGUGAAAAUAAACUCCUUUAUCGACCGGUACGUAGUGAGGUAUGAUGAACUGCAGGACAGCGAGUUACUGUUCUGCUUUGGAGAAUCCAGUGAAGAAGACGUGAUGACAAGGAAGAGGAGUUCCAUGAAGGAGGGAGAUGACGAUGGAGAUGAAAGCCAAAACGAUAAACUGACUUGUAUGAGGAAAAAGAAUGGAGCUUCAUCGUAUAAGAAAAAAAACAAGCAACAGAAAAAUAGGAAAAUAAAUUACGAUGCUAUUGAUACCAUGUGGCAGCCCCACUUUCAUCCACACAACAAGGAAUUCAGGGUAAGGUACAGAUAUAAGGGAAGUAUGAGACUGAAAACUAUCUCAUGUAAGAACUAUGGUUACAUACCGAGUAAAAAAAUAUCGAUUCUGUUUCUGUUCAGAUGGCUUCUCUGUGGUAAGUACAUCGCAGAGAAAACGAAAAGAUCCCGGUUAAGCAUUACCGAUAUUAAUGACUGUAAUUUAUCGGAUCUUCUGUCAAAAAGGAGAAAUAAAAAUAAUGGCUACCUGACGGAUGAUGAGUGGAAAGCGCUAGAAGAAAAAAAGAGCAAAGAAUUUUACGACCACGUGUAUAAAAUAAAUGAUUUUUUAAUGCGUAAUUACAAGGAUGAUUCUUUUGUGAAUAAACUGAAGGUGAUCAUUAGCAGCUGUGAUAAGCAGUUUAAGAGGGAGGAGGUGCUGCAUAUACUUAACCAGUGCCUGCGGGAUAAGCUGAUCAGCGAGCGGAACAGGGAAUCCCUCCUUCGGGGCGACGUAGGAAAGGUUGAUUGCACGGUCGAAAGUGCGAUUGACAGUUCGCUUAGCGGAGGGGACACACUCACUGAUACACGCAGCCGCAACUUCAAGGACCGAAGAGAUCAGCAGCGUGGGCCAACGAAAGGACACCUGCUCGGAGAGAGCGCCCCCCAGGUGUACAGCAAAAAGAGGAAGCGCACAUUCAACCUAGGUGUCGACCUAUACACGAACGACAGCAUGGAUGGGGGAAGCAUCAACCAUAGUAGUGGUGGUAGUAGCAGCAGUAGUAACAGUGGUAGUAACAACGUUGGGGACAAUAGGGGGAAGGCCAGCUUUGCAAGCAACAAGCGGAACAAGGAGGAAAAUAACCCCAUGUGGAUGGGUCGAUAUAGCAGACCAAGUGGAACCGAUACAGAGAGAGGAAAUAAUGGGAAUAGACGACUUUACCAGGUAGGAGCGAAUACCAUUGGAAUGAACUACCUGCCCGUCCAUUCUGCUGAAACGGAAUUGAGCGAUAAACCCGGGGGAAGGAACCCACAGUUGUGUAACAACAAAGUGGUAAUAGUGGAUCACGGGGUGCAUAUUGGCCAUGUGGGGAAUUUACACGAGGGGGGUGACGUAGUUCAUGGAAGGAGCGCAAAUGUUCAGGCGAACGGGAAUGUCAUCCGUGAAAGCUUCACUAAGGCUGGAGGAAGAAGCUCAGCACACCAUAGAAUUAGCAGGGGGAACUUCCUUCGUUCGCACCCGUCGGGAAGUAACCCCCCUGCUAGCUACCCAUCGUGUGCAGACCUGGAGAAGCUAUCCAAUACGGAAGAAAUAAGGGACUAUUACAACUCCCUGAUAGAGCUGAAAAAGUCCCUCUACAUUCGAAGUCAGGACGGAGACAUGGAUGACCAGGUGAGGUACGCAAACAUGAACGACAAUUUUAUGGAACUGCUAAAUAAGGAAUCACUCAGAAGUAGUAGCAUCGGUAAUGGUAAAUCCAGUAGGAGUUCCCACAAUUCGAUGGAUCCUCAGUUUACGAAAGAAUCUGAUGCUUUUCUGUUUGCCAUUUAUUAUGCCAACCGUGAGAGAGUCGCCACGAUGGUUUCAACCAACGGGGGAGGGGGUGAUAUAUCCCCCCCGAAUGAAGGCGUAACGACCUCCGGCAGGAAGGUUUUAUCUCCACCCACGUGCGAUGGGAUGAAUACGCCAGCUGAACGGAUGGAGAAGGUCGACCUUAAGAGGGACGUGGUCAAUCCUAAGAUGGAUGAGAAGAAUACAGAAAUGGUAACGAAGCCCAGCGGUUCUUCCCUCCUUUCACAGGAAAAUAAUUACCUAAACGUCUACCCUAAUUUGAACCAUAUAAAUAGCUCCAAAAAAAUAAGUAACGUAUCUACGUGUCCUAGUUUGGGCGUAAGUAGCUACUCCGUGGGGGGGCACACACAAGGAGAUAAGAAAAAUGGAUUGUCCUGUUCCAUUUCGAAUGAGAGGAAUGAUAUUGGGAAAGACGUCACAAAGGAGGAGAAGUUAGACCAUGUGAAGGAGGAGCAGUUAAAAAGGAAAUCACUGAACAUGGUCCAGGCGAAAGAACUGUUUAACUCGUGCGAAGAGACCUACUCUCAGUUGAUCUUCUCAGAGAGGAGUGUAUUUUUGAAGCAUGUUCAGGGGGAUAAGCAGAAUGUGGAGGGAAGUGGAAAAAGUAGUGAAGAAGCGAACCGCCAUGGGUUGCCUUGCCUGGAGGACGCCUCUAAUAAGCAGUACAGGUUUAUGGACAGACACAACAGCCUUUCGUCAGAUAAGUCCCGAAAAGGUUGCAACCACGUGUAUGCUGAUGACGAAUCUAGGCACCUUCCUGUGCGGGAAAAAAUCGUCCAAGAAAGUGAAAAGAGUAUGAGAUGCACCGACGGUCGUAUAGAACAUGAUUGUGCGUAUGAGAAGAAUCCAAGAGGGUUUUCGACCUUCCCCUCACAAAGUGGUAAUUCAAGGGAAGGUGGUUUCACCCGGGGUAGAUAUGAUCCAACAAGCGAAGUGGUGCAAGCAGAUGAAAUUGGCUGUUUAAAAAAGGGCAACAUCCUUCGCGAUGAAAACAUGAAAGACAUAAUUGACAUUCUGGUGAAGAGCAAAUAUCUGAGGGGGUCCAAGUACGAAGAUUCCCUGAGCAGCAACGUGGAGUGUUCACACGAGCGCGGCAGAAGUAACUCCCGUUGUUUGUAUUGUGCCUGCAUGGCUGGGUUGAAUUACAACCACGCUGUGGAAGGUGCGAUGGAAGAGGGUGACAACAAGAAUGCAAACUUCGACCGGGAAGAAGAUAACAUGGAAAGGCACCCCCCCUGCGAAGGAGAAGAAAACAACUUGUGCAAUUCGUCUUGUCGUUACUGCAGCUUUUACACCGAAUUGUUAAAGGUGUUAAGGCAAAAUAAGGGUGUCGAAAGGGGGGACGAGUAUGGCUUGAAUAAGGGAUGUAACAAUGUAGAUAAGCAAGUAAGGAAGUAUUCAUAUAACAUUGAAGGUUCAAGUUCGAUGAGGGAGUAUUGCAGUGAGGAGAUGCUUACAACCGAAGUUAGUAGUGGUAAUGGCAUGCUUCCCGUCGAGUUGUGCAAUCGUAUUUUUAAUUAUAUGUUGCAAAGGGCAGGAAGUGAACUGGUUGCUCGUGGCAGCGCGAAGGAGAUGCCUCAUCGGAGUGAACAAUAUAACGCAGAAAUGGAAAACAACGCCAAGCAACGAUCCAUGGGUGAUGCCAUCCAGAACGGUAGAACUAGGAGAACGAAGAGGGAGAUCAUUAGUGCAUUGUUGGAGGAACUGCUUAGUUCGCUACCGAUGGACGACUUAGAUGUGGAAUGCAGCACCAGCUUGUCUGACUACACGGAAGGGAUGACAAGGAUGAAUCAGAACAGAGAAGAUGAAAACGGUGAGUUUGCUGACUAUGUUGGGGAAAAUGCCCCACGGUAUGACCACAGCCGAGGACGCCCCUACGAUUGGAUACGGAACGUUUCCCGUAAUGUCGCCUCGAAGGACGAAUUGGGGAGGCCGCCCCUGCUGAACAUGCCACACGUGAGAACAAACACGCAAAGAAAAAAAGACAGUAGCCACUUCGCCAGACAAGCACAAACGAAGGAAUUGCUCCCCAUCGGUGAAAAACAGACCGACUUUAUAAUGAGCAAGGAUAACUUUGAUUUGAUAGCAAAUUUUAUAAACGACGUUAAGGUGCAGAGGUACAGUACGCGUGUAGACAUGAAGGACCAUAGGACCUUCCACGAUAGGGAAAACAGCCUCACGGAUCAUAUUCUGCCUCAGCAGAGCAGUAACCAGAUUAGCCUGAGGAGGAAGAAGAAGCAGAACGGGCAUGCCGAUGAGGUUAAUGAUCACGAAGGGGAAGAAAGUGAAAGUGAAAUGGAAAGUGAAGAAAACGUCUUAGGUCUUUAUAGAGGAAAAGCGGCAAAUGAAAAAAUGCUAAAAAUGAAAAGUCGUGGUAAUAUGAACAAUUUAUUGCUCGCCGACUCGGUAAAUAAAUAA
Molecule: messenger RNA, 8034 nt
Organism: Plasmodium coatneyi
Lineage: Eukaryota; Apicomplexa; Aconoidasida; Haemosporida; Plasmodiidae
Exons: 1
Coding region: 1-8034 (2677 amino acids)
Source: RefSeq, a predicted model, not a curated record